Messenger RNA from Capsella rubella, 984 nucleotides. RefSeq names its product transcription factor bHLH125. Gene Ontology annotation, cellular component: RNA polymerase II transcription regulator complex. Gene Ontology annotation, molecular function: DNA-binding transcription factor activity, RNA polymerase II-specific; RNA polymerase II transcription regulatory region sequence-specific DNA binding; protein dimerization activity. The record is from RefSeq and is a predicted model, not a curated record. The transcript is spliced from 3 exons. Gene Ontology annotation, biological process: regulation of transcription by RNA polymerase II. Bases 57 to 857 code for a protein of 266 amino acids. NCBI's taxonomy places the organism in Eukaryota, Viridiplantae, Streptophyta, Magnoliopsida, Brassicales, Brassicaceae.
GAUCAAAGCAAACCAAAAAAAAGUACUAGUCUUAUUAGAACUCAAGUUCUUCUCUAAUGGACUUUGUUCCUUCAUUGUUCAUGCCUGAUUCAACGUCCUACGAAGAUGGGUUACUAUUUUCUGAUUCUUUCCUUCUUUCUUCGUUCGUAUCAUCAAACCAAAACCAUGACGUUUGCGAACCGAUCACAAACAAGAUUGAUCAUGGAAUUAGCAAGAAGAAACGAAGUUUGUGCGAUACAUAUGGCGUGAUGAGUGAUGAAGCCAACAAAAAUGAUGUUGAUGAUCGAGAAACCAAGAAGCUGAAACAUAGAGACAUUGAAAGGCAAAGAAGACAAGAAGUUUCAUCUCUUUUCAAAAGUCUAAGAUCUCUCUUGCCAUUUCAAUAUAUCCAGGGUAAACGCUCGACAUCAGAUCACAUCUUUCAGGCAGUGCAGUACAUCAAAGACUUACAAAACAAGAACAAAGAACUCAAUGAAAAAAGAAACCGGAUUAAAAAAUCUAUACCGGGGACAAAUGCUGCUACUCUUCCAUCGACAGAGGAAUGCACCAGUAGUUUAUCAUCGUCAACAACAUCAACUUUAUCAUUAAGCUGCUCAUGUGUAGGAGACAAACACUUUACAGUUGUGGUCACGCCUUGUUUGGUUGGUGUUGAGAUCAUUGUAAGUUGUUGUCUCAGACGAAACAAGUCUUGUCUCUCGAGUGUUCUUCAAAUAUUGGCUCAAGAACAAAAGCUCAGUGUAGUUAGUUGCAUCUCAACUAGACUACAACAGAGAUUCAUGCACACCAUUGUUUCUCAGGUGGAUGAUACCAAGCAGAUCAAUAUUUUGGAGCUUAGAGAUAAAAUAGUGAAUAUGUAGCCAUCAUACAUAUCAUAUAUACAUCAACAAACGGAAAAAUCAUGAUUUGUAUUUUAAUGUAUACUGUAUUUUGUGUUGAGUGGUUUAGCUUUUAAGACCAUGUUAAUUAUCAAGUGUUUCAGCUUAA